AUGAAUGUUCUGAAACUAACGAGUGGUCGUGAAAUCUCGUAUCUGAAUGAAGUCGAAAUUCGGAUGGGAAUCGACGAAAGAAACGGAGAAGAGCGAUACAAAACCGAGUUGGAAAAUAUGGGAGUUUCGGAUAUCACUGUGCACAAAUAUGAGGGAGGAUUCAAGAUUUGGGAAUGCACUAUUGAUUUAUGCGAUUUCAUCGAAGAAAACAAAACAAAAUUCGAGGGAAAAUCAGUUUUGGAGCUCGGAUGUGGAGCAGCUCUUCCUUCAAUUCUAACUGCGAUGAAUGGUGCAAAAGAGGUCUAUGCUCAGGAUUUCAACGCAUCAGUUAUCGAGUUCUUCACUGUACCAAACUUCGAAGAGAAUCCUCAUUCAGCUAUAGUUCAAGGAGAAGCAAUGGGAUGGGAAGACGUUCCAACCAAAUUAAAUGGUAGAAAGUUUGAUUUCAUUCUUUCUUCUGAAACAAUUUACAACGAAGACGAUUAUCAAAACCUUCAUGAUGCCGUCGCGGCAACUAUCAAAGAUGACGGAGUAGCAUGGUUUGCUGCAAAAUUCUUCUAUUUCGGAGUCGGGGGAAGUGUUCCGUCAUUCUGCCAAUUUAUCAAUGAACGCGGAGUUUUAAUAGCUUCCGAAACUAAAGUGAUCACUGCUUCAGUUCCAAGACGAAUUAUUGAAAUUAGGAAGGCCCUGUAA
Messenger RNA from Caenorhabditis remanei, 693 nucleotides. RefSeq lists its product as uncharacterized. Gene Ontology annotation, molecular function: protein-L-histidine N-tele-methyltransferase activity. Gene Ontology annotation, biological process: peptidyl-histidine methylation, to form tele-methylhistidine. The record is from RefSeq and is a predicted model, not a curated record. The transcript is spliced from 5 exons. The coding region runs from base 1 to 693 and encodes 230 amino acids. Lineage: Eukaryota; Metazoa; Nematoda; Chromadorea; Rhabditida; Rhabditidae.